Molecule: messenger RNA, 4044 nt
Organism: Acipenser ruthenus (sterlet)
Lineage: Eukaryota; Metazoa; Chordata; Actinopteri; Acipenseriformes; Acipenseridae
Product: transmembrane protein 87A-like
Exons: 20
Coding region: 131-1798 (555 amino acids)
Biological process (GO): retrograde transport, endosome to Golgi
Cellular component (GO): Golgi apparatus; Golgi cisterna membrane
Source: RefSeq, a predicted model, not a curated record
CCAUGUCGCUGUUGGAUCUCGUCGCCAGUCCCGACAUCCCCCUCUAGUGGCGGGAGUUCUAGAUUGCAGGAGCCUGUGUUUGACAGUACCCGGAAUUGCAUGCCCGUCUGUUGCUCGUCCUGUUGUGAAGAUGAUGCCGAACUUGUCUGUGUUUGUGCAGGGCUUGUUAUUUCUCCUUUCGCUUAUCCGGCCUGGACUCGGGGUCGAGGUGUCUAUAUGGAGAAUACCGGUCAGCCAGGAUAAGGAGAAUAACGCUGUGUUCCGCAAAACUUUAUAUGCCAACACCACCAUCUACAUCCGGUUCGAAGGUGAUGAGGGAUCGUGUGGCCAGAAUACAGCUUUCAAUGUCAGCUGGUACCUCAGAUCAUCAAUCUGCUACAACACGGUCUCCAACACUUUGGACAAUACAGCUCUGGCUUAUUUCGGCACAGAUCUAGAGAUGAAGGAAAACGAGAAUGGGUUCUACAGCCAGGGAACCCUAGCCUUUGAUAACUGCACUGAACUCUUCAAACCACAGGUUUACUACAAGGAGUUUGUCCCUCAUCGGCCUCUUGCUCACGCUCAGGGUCCUGGAAGUGAGCAGAGAAACCAGUCCUUCUCCCCACCAGGGAAGCCAGAUAUGCACGCUGUGGCGAAGGCCUGGCUGGACAGCCCCUUCCUGUUCAUUGUGAAGAUCGCUUCAGUGCGGCACGGCGAGACGAAGGGAGUGAAACAGACCAGCCUCAUCCCGGAGACCUGGUCUUUCACCAUGACGGUUGAAAUGAAGGGCCCCCAAGAUUACACCUCUCCUGCAGACUGGCCCCUCAUGAUGUUCUUCAUGGUGAUGUGCAUUGUGUACGUGCUGCUCGGAGCCCUGUGGCUCUUCUGGUCUGCCUGCUACUGGAGGGACCUGCUUAGGAUCCAGUUCUGGAUCGGGGCCGUCAUCUUCCUUGGAAUGCUGGAGAAAGCCGUCUUCUACUCCGUGUUCCAGAGCAUCCAAUACAAGGGCGAAUACGUCGAGGGAGCUGUGAUCUUCGCAGAGCUGCUGUCAGCACUGAAGAGAUCCCUGGCUCGCGUUCUCAUUAUCAUCGUCAGCCUGGGCUACGGGAUAGUAAAACCACGUCUUGGGACGACCACACACCGGCUGGUGGCUGUGGGGCUGCUGUAUCUCCUGUUCUGUGCAGUGGAGGGGGUCCUCAGGGUGACUGGGGGGUUCAAUGGCACGGUGGCCCUCAUUGCAAACAUCUGCCUCUCUCUCAUCGAUUCCUGUGUAAUAUGGUGGAUCUUUAUCAGCCUGUCUCAGACCAUCCGACUGCUGAAGAUGCGCAGGAACGUGGUGAAGCUCUCUCUGUACCAGCACUUCACAAACACGCUCAUAUUCUCAGUCCUGGCCUCUAUCAUUUUUAUCAUCUGGACCACCAAAGUGUUUAAGCUGGUGGACUGUCAGUCGAGCUGGAGGGAUCUCUGGGUUGACGAUGCUUUCUGGCGGCUGCUCUUCUCCACCAUCCUCCUGGUCAUCAUGGUGCUGCUCCGGCCCUCCGCAAACAACCAGAGGUUCUCCUACUCUCCCCUUAUAGAUGAAGACGAGGAGGACGAGAUGAAGGAGCCCAUGCUGAACGAAGCCUUUGAGGGAAUGAAGAUGAGAGGUGCGAAGACUGAAGCGAAUGGGAACAGCAAGUCUGUAUAUACCGAGGAUGAAGACCUCAAGUGGGUGGAGGAGAACAUCCCAGCCGCCAUUGUAGACGUGGCACUGCCGGCCAUGCUGGAUGAAGAGGAGGAGAUGAUGCAAACCAAGAUGGAAAGGUCGAAAAUGGAAUAGUGUCCCGAACAGACACAUUGCAAAUUGAAGGAGCACGUCUACUCUUUGGUUUACAGCUUCCAGGUGCAAGAAACUUCAGUAUCAGUUUUAUUAAGAUUACAGCCCCAUUGCACCUCCCAGGUACACAAAACAAAGCCUUGAAAAGAAAGCAGAGCCAGUCUGUGUGAAAUUCCAGAAGCUACUAAAAACAAGGACAUCAGGCUUGAGAAUGAAGCGACACAAUCCUUAACCAACGGCUUCAUUAAUCUUGAAAACUCGCGGUGGCGGCAUGGAGAGGAAGCAGUCGAUACUGAAACACAGAACGGGUAGAUGAGCACUGACAAAGAAAACAUUGAGGGGGAAUCCGCAUGGGAGACAAUAGGGCCAUUGUCAGGAUAUGUACGGUCAGGCAACCUGAAAACAAAUUGUUGAUUCAUUUUAUUUAUUUGAAUUUCCCUUUUUUAUUUUUGGAUCGUUUAAUACAUUCCCCUGUUUGUAUUUAGUUUUUACUGAAGCUCUGCCUUUCUGUAUAUACUGGUGUUACUGUUUAAUUGAUAUGCAAUUCUGUUUCUAUGUUUAAAUUCUAGCUGUGGGGGGGUUAUUGAGAUCCGGUUCAGUGUUGGUGGGGGGUUCAUUAACUGGGGUGCCACGGGACUGUGAUAGGGUACACCUCGUCCCUGUAUUAUUAUUUGUAUAUUUCAUAUUAUUAUUAUUAUAUUUGUAUUUGACGGUAGGAAAGCCGUGUUUUUUUUAUUGUUCGUUUUGUUUAUUAAUUUAAAAAACCUGUGUGAAUGUGGCUGGAGCCUCAAUAAGGUAAUUGUUUUAUUGAUAAUUAAUUAAGGCUCCAGCCACAGCUUAAAAGAACGAGCUCCAGGGUAAUGGGGGGAGAUUUUCCUUUGAGUUAGAGACGGGAGGACGGUUUAGAGCGAGAUCAUACAUCCGAAGCAACUGCUACCGCUGUACCACUCGGUAUUUGUUUCUUUAUGUAUUUUUGGCCAUCGAGCCCUUUUGUUUGUUAUAGUGUUUUGUUUAUUGUUUGAUUUAUUAUUAAAACCCGAGCGCAAAUGCGUCUCGUUUUCCCUAAAAAAAAAAACACGGCUUUCCUACCGUCAAAUACAAAUAUAAUAAUAAUAAUAAUAUGAAAUAUACAAAUAAUAAUACAGGGACGAGGUGUACACUAUCACAGGGACAAACUGCAACUUUACAUUGUUCUGUUUGUCUUUUUAAAGCUUUUUACAGUCAAAUAUCAUUCAAUUGUUGAUACAAUCUGUAAAAAUAAACACUUUGUUACAGUGUAAAAAUAUAGAUUUCAAACAAUAUCAGAAACUGCUUCUGGAGAGUUCUUUUUUUUUUUUGGACUUCAUCGCGUCCUCUAUUUCUCUAUCUGCCAUAAAAAUAAAACAUGAAAUACAUAUUUUUUAAAUGUGAAUUGCCUUUAUACAGGAUUUUUACAAUUUACUGUCAACCACAUUAAUGAAUUAUCAAAUGGUGAAAUGCAGAGGGAGGGAUGUAUAACAAAUUAUACAGACUGACAAAAAUCACCCAACAUCAGACAUAACUGCUAGCUACUGUAUCUUCAUCUGUAUAAUUGAAUUGCUCCUGACUGAGAUUACAAAGACCCAGCUAGACCUGUUUCUGUGGUGAUCACACUCUGCUAUGCUUUGCAAUGUAAGGCUUGUCAUGGCCUCAUUGAUACUGAAAAGGUUAGAGUAGACAGCUUCAAAUUUCAUUUUAAUUGCUUUUUUACAUGUACUAUUUUAUGUAGUGAUCGGCACCAAUAUCGAUAUUUUGAUAUGAUAUCAAUAAUAAUUUCCAUAUCGCGAUACCGUGGGAAUCUGCCUUUACCUGGCUUUGAGCUUGUCUGGAGAAUCCUAUGUGCUGGGACUGAACAGCCAAUCAAAUCAUGUGGCAAUGUGACCUUUCAAAUCUGCUCCCCCACCUACUUGUAUAGAGGGUGAAUAGAUUGGGCAGGUAGAGUUAAAAAGGUCACAGCGCCACAUGAUUGGAAAGGAAUGAGGAUUCCUCUGCUCAGUCCCAGCACUAAGGAUUAUCCUGCUGGUCGACUACAGUAUCAGCUGACACCACCACUUUACUGUUCAGAUCACCUACCCCUCCACCCAGUCCCUAGUUAUGUCUUGUAUUUAAUAUAUUGCAUUAAAUGUAUAAUUGAAUUCUGCAAUACCAGAUUCCAGUGGUGUCAAAUGUACUUGUUUUUAUAAUCUGCCCUGAAAUUAUGUGACCCAUUACAGGAGUUAUCCAAGCACAAA